This is a messenger RNA of Kluyveromyces marxianus DMKU3-1042, 582 nucleotides long. RefSeq names its product chaperone protein HSP26 (gene HSP26). Lineage: Eukaryota; Fungi; Ascomycota; Saccharomycetes; Saccharomycetales; Saccharomycetaceae. Gene Ontology annotation, biological process: response to salt stress; protein folding; response to hydrogen peroxide. The record is from RefSeq and is a predicted model, not a curated record. Bases 1 to 582 code for a protein of 193 amino acids. The transcript has a single exon.
AUGUCUUUCAAUUCACCAUUUUUCCAAUUCUUCGAUGCUAUCAACCAGGAAGUUGACCAAUUCAACAGACUGUUGAACAACUCCGGUUUCAUUGCCCCAAGACAAAUUGAGGACGAGUCUUCGGGCAACUCAAAGCAAGUGGCCAAGCAAAACCAAAAUGCCAACUCGCUAUCCAGCUUCUUCCAAGACCCAUGGUUUGCUGAUUUUGGUAAGGAUUUGAUCCCUCCAUUGGAUAUUUUGGAUCAUGAGAAGGAAUACGAAGUUCAUGUCAGUGUUCCUGGUAUCAAGGACAAGAAGGACAUUGGCUUGGAAUAUCACCAAGAAGCAAAUGAAAUUGUGAUUUCCGGUGAGAUUCCAGACAUCACAACCGAGGAGACCAAGGACUCGGCUAAGAUUAGAGAGAGAAGAUACGGUAAGUUCAAGAGAGUUGUCAGAUUGCCUAAGUACCCAGGCGUUGAUGCAGACAACAUCAAAGCAAACUACACCAACGGUGUCUUGGUCUUGACCGUUCCAAAGUUAAAGCCUUCUGAAGACGAAAAGGCAAAGGUUCGCAAGAUCGAAGUUGGUGAUGCAAAGUUGUAA